This is a messenger RNA of Dicentrarchus labrax (European seabass), 7413 nucleotides long. RefSeq names its product netrin g2b (gene ntng2b). The record is from RefSeq and is a predicted model, not a curated record. The transcript has 42 exons. Bases 937 to 6300 code for a protein of 1787 amino acids. Lineage: Eukaryota; Metazoa; Chordata; Actinopteri; Moronidae.
UGCCCUUGAGCAUCCCGGGUAAACCCGAGCUUGUAAAGUAGGAAGAGGAGGAGUAGAGGGGGGAUGAAGGGCGGGCACAAGCCUUUCCUCAAAGUCAAUAUUUUAUACUUUUGAUACUCCUUGACGCUGGAUUUCAGUCCUCUUUCCCCAGCCGUUUCUAGAUCUAGGACACCGAUCUACCGUGCGCAGAGAUCCACGGUGUGAUAAAAAAAAAAAAAGUAUCCGGCAAAAACAAACAGCGAGCCGGGCAGGCAGAUAACCGGAGUACAGUGAGGACCGCGGCGGGGACUGAGUACAGUGGAUGGUCGGGGGGAUCUUUUUCUUUUUGCCUAAAGAGGGAGACGUGCACGUACUCCGACGCCACACAAAGUGCUGACCUGUCUCACGGAUGCAUUUUUAGAAGACAAUCAGAGGAGCUCGGACAGUGCACAACGUCCAAUGGAUAUACCUGAAGACGCAACAGCUUCUCCAUCAUCCUCCCCGACCAGCUCCACGGUUUCCCCGCAGGACACCGCUCUCUGAGACAUGAAUCCGCGUUAAUAUCUCCCACCCAACUCACAGCAACACUAUGGUUAAAGUGUAUGUCGAGAUUAAUCUCUGUCACAUUAUCCGCCUUUCCACCCACCGCCCAUCUUCCUCAGGAAGUCAGCCGUCAAAACAAGAAAGCGUCCCUCUCUCGGCUCUCUGGGGGCCGUCAAUAUUUGUGAAGAGACACUGAGCGAAAGUAGCCGAUACAGUGUUCUCCUGUCAUUCAUAAGCCUGGAGGCGAGUUGUGUCAAUUUACCGGCACCUCUCCAUUCACAGUACAGCAGUACGGUGGUAGGGAUGUGCACUAUUUCCUUAUGAUCACCGCUCCAUGCGCUUCACCUCUCCUCUGAGCUCCGUGGCCCCCUCACCCUGCGCCGGACCCCGCUCCAAACACCCCCCCAGCCUGCCAUGCUCCUCCAGGCCGUGUUUCUGCUGCUGCUGCACUGCUUGGCCUUCACCCUGGGCCAGUACGAACUGUGCAAGUCCCUGGUGAGCACGGAUGAGGGCUCGGUGUGGGAGCAUUACGCGUGUCAGCCGAAAACCGCGUCCAUGAAAGACUACAUGCGGAUCAAAGUGGAUCCGCCCGGAAUCACAUGUGGGAACCCACCCGAGAGGUUCUGCACUCUGGAGAACCCAUACCUGUGUAGUGACGAGUGUGACGCCUCUAACCCAGACUUGGCCCACCCUCCUCAGCUGAUGCAGGACCGUGAACGUAAUGGCCUAAUCACCUACUGGCAGACAGUCACAUGGAGACGCCACCCAGAACCACUGCUGGCCAACAUCACCAUGUCCUGGAACAAGAGUCUGGAACUCACAGACGACAUCCAGAUCACCUUUGAGUAUGGCCGUCCUACUAUCAUGGUAAUGGAUAAGUCCAUGGACCAUGGACGCUCCUGGCAGCCUUACCAGUUCUACGCUGAUGACUGCAUGGACGCAUUCAACAUGCCACCCAAACGUGUGCGUGACCUUUCACCCGCCAACAUCACACGGGUCAUCUGCACCGAGCAGUACUCGCGCUGGGUCGGCUCCAAGAACGACAAGAACGUGAAGUUCGAGGUGCGGGCGCGCUUUGCUGUGUUUGCAGGACCACGGCUACAGAACAUGGACAGCCUGUACACUCGUAUGGAAAGUAUGAAGGGAUUGAGGGACUUCUUCACCUUCACCAACCUUAGGUUGAGGCUUCUCAGGCCUGCCCUCGGAGGCACCUAUGUCCAGAGAGACAACCUACUCAAGUACUUCUAUGCCAUCUCCAACAUCGAGGUACCUGCCAGGUGUAAGUGUAACCUCCAUGCCUCCCAGUGCCUGCUGCAGGAUGGGAACCUCCAGUGCCAGUGUGAACACAACACCACGGGCCAGGACUGCCAGCGCUGCAAGAAGGGCUUCAAAGCCAAGUCCUGGAAGGCUGGUUCCUACCUGCCGACACCCAAUGGAACCCCCAACACCUGUACAAUUGCUGGUUCACCCUCCGGUUCUACCACAACAUCAACUUCAUCUAAGAGGUUUACUGCUCCUGGAGCUGAGGCAGAGGGUGAAACUAAAGUUGAAGCUGAAGGUGAACCACAGGGUGAACCUGGAGGUGGGGCUGGACCCAAGGGCGAAGCAGAGAGUGCCAUAACCAUCUCAGAAGCCGAGCAGCCCCCUGCUGUUACCCAUGAGCACUCUGGAGCCCCUCGGGAAGAGUCCAAUGCCUCCAGCGGCUCUGUUUCUGGGGUUGGGAGCUCACAUUUCAACCCCCUAAACCCUCAUCAUUUUGGUCUAAGUGGAGACACGGGAGCUCCACCAGCAGAACCCAGCUCAACCUCGCUAACAGACAAUCUGUUACCCACCAGCCCUUUGUCUGAGCAUCCACUGAUACCCAUGGGAGAAUCUGACACACUUCCUGUUGCGGCAGAGGUCCUCCCUCCUUCAGCAUCCUCUCAGUCAGAGAAGCACAGAGUUUCCCUGACACUAGAGAAGUUCACACCUUCAGAAACAGUCCCUGAACAUUCACAUCUGUCUCACGUAGUCCCAAAGGAGCCCACACAUCAUUCGGCUGCUGAUCAUCAUCACCAUUCAAUCCAGUCCAUCUUCCACCCCCAGACUCAUGAUCACCAUCAUACAAGCAAGUUCGGAACAGAGGAAAGACACUCAGAGCCGAGACAUAGUGAGACAGGAGUUUCCCACAAGUCUGAGGGACAUCAUGGCCACAAAACAACAACAUCAUCUGAGCACGGACAGAAAAAGGAGGCAGAGGUGGAAAAAGAAAGAAUAACUGAAAAGACAGUCUACCAUAAGUCUGAGGGACACUUACAUGAGACUCAUGGCCUCCAAACCUCAUCUGAGCACGGAAAGGGAAGUAAGGAAGAGGAGAGAAAAGCUGAAAUAAAAGUCUCCCAUAAGUUUGAGGGACACGGACAUGAAAUUCAUGGCCACAAAACAACAGCCUCUUUUGGACACGGGGAGAAAAGGGAGGAGGAGGAGCAUAAAGUCUCCCACAAGUCUGAGGAGCACGUACAUGAGGCUCAUGGCCACAAAACCUCAUCUGAGCACGGGGAGGAAAAGGAGGAGGAGAAAGGAAGAAAAACUGAGCACACAGUCUCCCACCAUAUGUCUGAAGGAAAUGUACAUGAGACUCAUGGCCACAAAAUAACAACCUCAUCUGAGCACGGAGAGAAAAGGCAGGAAGAUGAGCAUAAAGUCUCCCACAAGUCUGAGGAACACACACACGAGAAUCAUGGCCACAAGACAGCAACCUCAUCUGAGCACGGGGAGGAAAGACACACUCAAAGGAAAGUCCCCCACAUGUCUGAGGUUCACGUACAUGAGGCACAUGGCCACAAAACAACAACCUCAUUUGAGCAUGGGGAGGAAAGGGAGGCCGAGGAGCAUAAAGUCUUCCAUAAGUCUGAGGGACACACACACGAGACUCAUGGCCACAAAACAACCUCACCUGAGCACGGGGAGAAAAGGCACGAGGAGGAGGAGCAUAAAGUCUCCCACAAGUCUGAGGGACACGUACAUGAGACUCACGGCCACAAAACGUCAUCUGAGAACGGGCAGGAGAGGGAGGAGGAGAAAGAAAGAAAAGUCGAGCACACAGUUUCCCACACAUCUGAGGGACAUGGACAUGAGAUUCAUGGCCACAGAGCAGCAGCCUCAUCUGGUCACGGGCAAAAAAGGGAGGAGGAGGAGGAGAAUAGAGUCUCCCAUAAGUCUGAGGGACAUGGACAUGAGACUCAUGGCCAAAAAAAAACAACCUCUUCUGGGCAUGGGGAGGAGGAGCAUAAAGUCUCCCAUCAUUUUGAUGGACAUGGGCAUGGACAUGAGACUCAUGGUCACAAACCAACAGCCUCAUCUGGGCACGGGGAGGAACAUAAAGUAUCCCAUAAUUUUGAUGGACAUGGACAUGGACAUGAGACUCAUGGUCAUAAACCAACAACCUCAUCUGGGCACAGGGAGGAGCAUAAAGUAUCCCAUAAUUUUGAUGGACAUGGACAUGGACAUGGACAUGAGACUCAUGGUCACAAACCAACAUCUGGGCACGGGGAGGAGCAUAAAGUCUCCCAUAAUUUUGAUGGACAUGGACAUGGACAUGGACAUGAGACUCAUGGUCACAAACCAACAUCUGGGCACGGGGAGGAGCAUAAAGAUUAUGGUGUUCCAGUCUCCCAUAAUUUUGAUGGACAUGGACAUGGACAUGGACAUGAGACUCAUGGUCACAAACCAACAUCAGGGCACGGGGAAGAGCAUAAAGCAGUCCCUCAUAUGUCUGAGGGACACAUGCAUGAGGCUCAUGGCCACAAAACUUCAUCUGAGCACGGAGUGAAAAGGGAGGAGGUGGAAGAGAAAGCUGAGAGAAAAGUCUCCCAUAAUUUUGAGGGACACGUACAUGAGACUCAUGGCCACAAAACAGCAACCUCAUCUGAGCACGGGGAGGAAAGGGAGAAGGAUGAGCAUAGAGAAAGACAAGCUGAAAAUAAAGUCUCCCACAAGUCUGAGGGGCACGGACACGAGACUCAUGGCCACCACACAACAAUUUCAUUAGAGCACGGGGAGAACACACACCUACCUAUACACACAGUUUCCCACAAGUCUGAGGGACAUGGACAUGAGAGUCAUGGCCACAAAAGCUUAUCUGAGCACGGGGAGAGAAGGGUGGAAGAGGAACAUAAAGUCUCCCACAAGUCUGAGGGACAUGGACAUGAGAGUCAUGGUCACAAACCAACAGCCUCAUCUGGGCACGGGGAAGAGGAGCAUAAAGUCUCCCACAAGUCUGAGGGACAUGGACAUGAGAGUCAUGGUCACAAACCAACAGCCUCAUCUGGGCACGGGGAGGAGCAUAAAGUAUCCCAUCAUUUUGAUGGACAUGGACAUGGACAUGGACAUGAGACUCAUGGUCACAAACCAACAACCUCAUCUGGGCACGGGGUGGAGCAUAAAGUCUCCCAUAAUUUUGAUGGACAUGGACAUGGACAUGGACAUGAGACCCAUGGCCACAGAACAACAACCUCAUCUGGCCACGGGGAGGAGGAGCAUAAAGUCUCCCACAAGUCUGAGGGACACGUACAAGAGACUCACAGCCACAAACCAACAACCUCAUCUGGGCACGGGCAUGGGCAUGAGGGAGAGCAUAAAGAAGAAAAAGCUGAAAGGAAAGUCUCCCACAAUUUUGAGGGACAUGGACAUGAUACUCAUGGCCACAAAACAGCCUCAACUGGGCACGGGCCGAAAAGGGAGGAGGAGGGGCAUACAGUCUCCCACAAGUCUGAGGGACAUGGACAUGAGACUCAUGGCCACAAACCAACAACCUCAUCUGGGCACGGGGAAGAGGGGCAUCAUGACAGAAAAGUCUCCCACCAUUUUGAAGGACACGUACAUGAGACUCAUGGCCACAGAACAACCUCAUCUGGGCACGGAGAGAGAAGGGAGGAGGAAAGAAAUGCUGAAAGGAAAGUCUCCCAUCAUUUUGAAGGACAUGUUCAUGAGACUCAUGAACAUGGCCACAAAAUAACAACCUCAUCUGGGCACGGGGCGAGAUGGGAGGAGGACCAUAACGAAAGAAAAGCUGAAAAGAGAGUGCAUCAAGUCAUUGAAAAAUCUGAGUGGGAAAGAGGGAGACAUGAGAGCCCAAAACACACUCAUGGGAAAGAUGAUGAAGACAGAGAAGAUAGAGAAAGAGAGAAAAAGAAAGGGCUUCUGAAACUCUUGAUCUCAGGAGAGCCCCAGGCCAGACAGUUGUUUGGGAUCGUAUAUGAUGAUUUCAAAGACUGUGAGUGCUACGGCCACUCCAACCGCUGCAGCUACAUCGACUACCUGAACAUCGUCACAUGCGUCAGCUGCAAGCACAACACCAGGGGCCAGAACUGCCAACACUGCAGACUGGGAUACUUCCGCAACGCCUCUGCCGAACUGGAUGAUGAGAGCGUCUGCAUCGAGUGUAACUGCAACCAGAUGGGUUCUGUUCAUGACCGGUGUAACGGCACAGGCUUCUGCCAAUGUAAAGAUGGUGCCACGGGGGCCAAGUGUGACGACUGUCUGCCAGGCUACUACUGGAAACAAGGCUGUUACGCUAACGUUUGCGACGAGGAGAUGCUCCUGUGCCAGAACGGAGGAACAUGCUACCAGAACCAGAAAUGCAUCUGUCCUCCAGAGUUUAAGGGGGUACUGUGCCAACACUCCCGCUGCGAGGCGGGCAAGGACUGCAACACCGCCUCUUCCCUGCACUUCUCCACGGCCACCCUGCUGCUCUGCACUCUGCUAGCCCACCUGCUGGCCACGUUAACUCCCCACUGAGCCACGAAAACCACCCUCAGACCAAGGAGUGUGUGUAUAUGUGUGUGUAUAUGAGGCAACGGGUGACCCAAAGAGGGUAGAGCCACCCCAGUCAUGGACCUGACGAACACACACAGCAGCACUCGCAAAAAGCACACACGCUCACAGAACACUAACUAGCCUCAGUCUCCUUUCAAAACACACAUACACACACACACCUCACAGGACUGUUAUGAUAUGAUGAGUGUGUGCUCAGGUGUGAGAAGGACAAACAGAAAAAAAAGGGGAGCGACCUAAGAGAAAAGAGAUGCAGACGAGGGGGGGGGGGGGGGAAUCAUACCAACCACUGUUCCCUUUAUUCCUGAGCUGGAGCAAUGUGCAUCAAACCAAAAAGCAUAAACACUUAAAUCACUGUUUCACUUCAAAGGGAAUGGCUGUUGUAACCACAAGGACCUUUUUCUUUUUUCUUUUUUUCUUGGUUGAGUUAAGGAUCUCGCCUCUGUUGGACUGACAGCCAACGUGUGUGUGUGUGUGUGUGUGUGUGUGUGUGUGUGUGUGUGUGUGUGUGUGUGUUCAGACUCAGUGAGAGCACGAGACAUGUCGACACGAUGGACGGGGGUCGGGAGGCGAGGUGCGCGUUUGAUCCUGCUGCUGAGGCCUACAUAGUAUAUUAACCAGGUUUCAUUUCUUCUCAAAAGAUGAGACUUGAUUUGACAUUUAUUCUAUUUCUGCUGCAUUUUUUUAAUUAUAACUUCAGUCAUUGUAUCUAAUGUGCCCACAGUCGCUGAGAUUAUACAUAUUAUAUAAUAUCCAGGGGGUUACAAAUUAUUUAAAAAAUAGUCACUAUUAUGGUUGUUAUAGGAAUGAGUGAUUGUUGCCACACUUAGCGAGAUUUAAUCUUCACACAGUAUUCAGGAAGCAGAAUUUAACAGAAUUUAACAAAUGAGAAGUCUAAAAGAGAGAAAAGGUAUGAACCACGUAUCAAUAUUAUAUGACAUUAUUUGAAUAUUUUUUGUAGAAAUUAUUUUUGUUUGGAGUUACAAUAAAUUAUAAAAAAUGACAUUUACAAUUAUUCCAAAUGAGCAUUUUAUUACACUGAGUGUAAACCUUGCAGUAAAUAUGACUGUUAUUUGC